This is a messenger RNA of Eptesicus fuscus (big brown bat), 963 nucleotides long. RefSeq names its product CD99 molecule like 2 (gene CD99L2). Lineage: Eukaryota; Metazoa; Chordata; Mammalia; Chiroptera; Vespertilionidae. The transcript has 11 exons. The record is from RefSeq and is a predicted model, not a curated record. The coding region runs from base 65 to 844 and encodes 259 amino acids.
CCUACUCCUCGGGUGCUCUCGCGCAAACUGUUCUCCUCUGGGUCCCCUCUGUCCGCUCCCAGCAAUGGUGGCCUGGCGCUCGGCGUUCCUCAUCUGCCUCGCUUUCUCCUUGGACACUCUGGUCCAGAGAGGAUCUGCAGACUUUGAUUUCGAUCUGAGUGAUGCAUUGAAGGAAACUUCCUCAGUAAAGCAGAGAUGGGACCAUGUCACUACCACAACCAAGAGGCCUGGAACGACCAGAGCUCCGGCAAAGCCUGCAGGUGAUGAUUUUGACUUGGCUGAUGCUUUGGGUGAUCGAGAUGAUGGCCGCAGGAAGCCAAGUGCUGGAGGAGGAGAGAGAUGGGACCAUGUCACUACCACAACCAAGAGGCCUGGAACGACCAGAGCUCCGGCAAAGCCUGCAGUUGAUGAUUUUGACUUGGCUGAUGCCUUGGAUGAUCGAAAUGAUCGAGAUGAUGGCCGUAGGAAGCCGAGUGCGGGAGGAGGAGGUUUUUCAGACAAGGAUCUCGAAGACGUAUUAGGGGGUGGUGACUACAAACCCGACAAGGGUAGAGGUGAUGGUCGGUAUGGCAACAAUGACGACUCUGAAGCCGGAAUGUCACCAGAGACUGGCACCAUUGCCGGUGUGGCCAGUGCCCUGGCCAUGGCCUUGAUUGGCGCCGUGACCAGCUAUAUCUCCUACCAGCAGAAGAAGUUCUGUUUCCGCAUCCAGCAGGGUCUCAAUGCAGACUACGUGAAGGGAGAGAACCUGGAAGCUGUUGUGUGUGAAGAACCUCAAGUGAAAUACUUAGAACUGCCACCACAGUCCGCGGAGCCACCGCAGCCCCAGCCGCCUCGGAUCUGAGGGUCCCUUGCAGCAGCCGCUCACAGUGGUCCUGCCACUGAGGACCAAGAUCCUUAUUUCAUUAGGACCUGCACCUGCUGUACUGUUCCUUUGAUAUCAUUGGCUUCUCGUUGUUCUAA